AUGGAGAGUGCAUCAGACAAAAAAUCAGUUGCCGACCUGGAGGUAGGAGACCUAUCGAGGUCCAUUGACAUGGUGCCCGGAACCAGGCUGCUGCUUGGCCAGGGCCAGAAUUCACUUGGUUCUUCUGGCAUCAUCCUCUCCCCUGAACCUUCUAGCGACCCCGAUGAUCCCCUCAAUUGGAGCGCCCUCCGCAAAUUCCUCUCAUUCUUUGUGGUCAAUCUAUACUCAUUCAUGGUCGCCGUCGUGGCACUGUCGACUGCUGUGACCUACGGUGCUCUCAUUGCCGAGUUCCACACCACGGCAGCGUAUCUUAAUGUUGGAACCGCCAUCUCUAUUCUCUUUAUUGGGAUGGGUAAUAUUAUCUGGAACCCUCUGGCACUUCGCUAUGGUCGUCGUCCAGUUUAUAUCUUAUCUUGUUUUUUGACUGGCAUUGCCCAAGUCAUUGCGGCAACUGCUAAUAGAAGCGAUGUCUUUGUCGGCUCUCGAAUCUUGAUGGGUUUUGUUGCAGCCCCUUUCGAGCAGCUUCCUGCGGUUACCGUUAAUGAUCAAUUCUUUGUUCAUCAACGAGGUUUUGCACUGUCGAUGUAUGUUCUUGCGGCUACUCUGGGAUCUUUUCUCGGCCCGCUCGCCACCGGCUUCAUCGUUGAUGGCGUUGGAUGGAGGUGGGUGUACUGGACCUUUUCCAUCGUUAUGGCACUCGUCACCAUCCUCGCCUUCUUCUUGUUGGAAGAAACUGGAUACGAUCGAGAGGACACCAUAGUUCCGGCUUCAGAAUCACACCCACGGCUCAAGAGCUACUCCGAUCGAUUGAGAUUGAUGUCUACCUUCAGGUUGUCUCAAAGCUUCGUAUCUUUGCUAAUCGAACCGCUCAAACUUGUCGUUGAACCCAUCAUUCUCUGGUCAAGCUGUCUCUAUGGUUUCGGCAUCGCCUGGCUCUCAAUCAUGGCUUUUACAUCCAACACGGUCUUUCAGAGCCCGCUGUAUGGUUACAACUUCAGUUACACUGCGGUCGGCCUGACGAGCCUUUCACCGCUCGUGGGCAGUUUACUCCUGUUUUACGUGGGUGGAGCUGGAACAGACCGAUUCAUGAUACGGCAGGCUCGCCACAACGGCGGUGUCAUGGAGCCCGAGUCCAGGAUUUAUGCCGCACUAGUGGGAGGCCCUAUCAUGAGUGCCGGGCUUAUUCUCUAUGGAGCGGGGGCCUCUGCUAAGCUGCAUUGGAUGGUGCCGGUAGUGGGAAUGGGGCUUAUUGGAGCAGGCAUCCCCAUUGCUGGUGAAGUCUCUCUUGGCUAUGUCACCGAAUGUUACUCGCACAAGGCUGGACAGGCUACGACUGCUAUGAUUACAGUUCGUAAUAUCAUUGCAUGCGGUAUGAUCUUCGCCACGGAGCCCUGGAUUAACCAUAAUGGGUUGAAGGAUACAUUCAUUAUCAUGGGCGUCCUCUGUCUUGUAGGAUUCUGGUCUGGGGCCCUCCUUAUUUGGAAGGGCAAAAGCUGCCGCCGUCGAUCAGCCAAGGUUUGGGGAUUGUCAUGA
Fusarium oxysporum Fo47 is the source of this 1533-nucleotide messenger RNA. RefSeq names its product major facilitator superfamily domain-containing protein. The transcript has 3 exons. Gene Ontology annotation, molecular function: transmembrane transporter activity. Gene Ontology annotation, biological process: transmembrane transport. Bases 1 to 1533 code for a protein of 510 amino acids. Lineage: Eukaryota; Fungi; Ascomycota; Sordariomycetes; Hypocreales; Nectriaceae. The record is from RefSeq and is a predicted model, not a curated record.